Messenger RNA from Pseudonaja textilis, 6935 nucleotides. Lineage: Eukaryota; Metazoa; Chordata; Lepidosauria; Squamata; Elapidae. The record is from RefSeq and is a predicted model, not a curated record.
AUGGCUCCCAAGCGACCCAAGAGCGGGGCUGGCGGCGUGGCUGCUGGUCCCCCGGGGGCAGGUGCCAAGAACUGGGAAGCGGGGCUUGUGGCGGUCCGCUUGGAAGAGGAAGAUUGGAUUCCCAGUACUGCCUUUGUUGUUGGGAGCAAGCCUGAGGAUGAACUUCACAUAAAGGCACUAACUCUGGCUGUGCAGGUGCCACAAAGGAAACUCUUCAGUGUGAUUUCUUGGGAAGGAUUAUUAGCACAGAUCAUGGAAGUUGUAGAUGUAAAAGCAAAGAAGGUCAAAGAUAAAGAAACACCUUUAUUUUAUGAAGUGAUAGAAAUGGCAAAAAGCAUUCUGGAUUCUGGGGAAACACUUCCUGUAACUUUGAUUGGAAAAUUAAUUAAAUAUCAAAUGCUAUGCAUCAAACAGAAAGAUCUUCAGAGAAGGAUUGCUGAAAAGAAGGCACUAGAGGAGCGAGACAAGGAGAAAGAAGACAAGGGAAAGGGGAAAGGAAAACCUAAGAAGGAGAAGGAAAAAGAGAAGCCUGCCAGUGCCAAGGCUGGAAAAGGAGGCAAAGGAAAGCGGUCCACUGAUUCACCAAAUAUAUCGGCGACAAUUGUUAAAAAGGAUACCAAACUUAAAAGACGUGGGGAAGAAGAUGAGCUUGAUAAAUUCAUUGAUGAUGAACCAGAUGAUGGUGCUCAGUAUUAUUUCAUAAUUACUGGUUUUUACAAUCCUCAACUUUUACCUAUACUGUCUGAUCUGGGCAUCAAUAUUGGAAGCAUCAUUCAGAUUUCUUCUGACAAUUAUGAGCCACUCCAGACCUAUUUAGAAACAACUACAUUGCAGGAAGAACCAUCUCUUGCAUCAGAAGUGAUCGAAUCUGAAAGCAAAAAGAAGCAAAAAGCAGAUAAAGACCUGGAAACAUUCUGGAAAUAUGUGGAGCCAAUCCUGAACAAUGGAAAACCAGGAUCAAAUAUUUUUCAGAUAGCUAGACUAUAUCACAAAGUCCAGGAGUCUUCCUUUCCUGUGGACUGGAGCAACAAUGACUUGGUGCUUGAAACUGGAACAGAAAUCUUUGAAAAUGUUGCAUGUUUAAUGUACGACUGCCUGGAUUGGAAAAGACAACACCAGUACUACUUGAAUUCAACUAGAUUUAUUAAUGUACCUGUGGUAGAAAGGAAAAGUAAAUUAGAGGUACAUAUGUCUGUUCCAGUUACUCCUACAAAAAAAAAGCAGGCUAUAGAUGAGCCUGUGCCACUCCCAGUUUUAACUGCAGAUGUAGACAUGAGGUACUACAAUGAUCUCCUGAGUUGUGUCCCUGAUGAGGUGGUUUCUGUUGCCUUAUUACUGGAGUGUAUGUUGCAGCAGAUUGUCGCAUCUGAAGAAAAUCUUACACCACCAAGCCAAGUGAUGCCACUGCCACGUGAAGAUGGGUUGGAUCAUACCAUUGCCAAUCAUAUUGUUUCGAUUCUACCUUCACUUGCCCUUCCUGAGAAUGAAAAAAUGGAGCUGUAUAAUUCCUUUUAUCCUGAAAAUGAGGAAAAAGUUAUGGCUCCCAGAGGACCUCUAAUAUUAAACUAUCAUGAUAAUUUGUCUCGGAAGCUGCACUGCCUAAAGGUAAAAGAUGGUUUAGACCCAAUAAAGAUUGAAGAGGAAAUGAUGGAAAAGCUGCCUUUGAUGGAACUUCUUAAAUUCCCUCUUCCAUCACCUGCAAACAAUACCAAACGCCUUGCCAGGCUUCAUGAACUCAUGCACUAUUGUACCGAUGAACAUAUGAAUUGGGCUGAAGUAGAACGAGCUUUUCGAGUAUUUACUUUUGAAAGUUUGAAGCUGACAAAAGUCGAUAACUCUGGGCGGCUCGAAAGUUCCGGCAAGAUGCUUGGUGGUGAUGAUGAGGUGUCUUAUAUCCCAUGGGACAAUCCUGCUAGGUUUGCUAGACAACUGAGACAAGAAUUAAUUUGCAAAAAGCUUUCUAAAGAACUUAAUCAGAAUAAUUCAGAUUUGAUUGCUGAUGUUCAUGAAAAUGGUGUGAACAAUUCUGUAGAUAAGGUAAGAAGUGCUGAAAUAAGAACCAUCCAAAAGACCCAGCAACGGUGUUUAAAUGACUGGAGUUUUGUUGAGCAUUUUCAACCGCAGCUCCUCUUCCAGGUUCUUCACAAUGCAACUCAGAAUUAUAGGUGCCUUGAUUCCUAUUAUCAUACUCAAGAUAAUUCUUUGCUGAUAGUCCUUCAUAAUCCCAUAAACCAACAUCGUCAGUUCCAGGAGUUCUGGAACAUUUCACUGCAUUCUGAUGUUGGGUUCAGGAAUUAUCUGGAAUUGGUGGCUGCCUCCAUUGAUGAAUGGAUAGUGAAAGAAGAAGCCAAAUACCAGGAAGAGAAGAUGAAUAAGGAACUGGAGGCACUUAGAUUGGCUAAAGAGGCAAUGGAGAAACCUCCUGCUGAGGUCAAGUCUCCACCUUCUGGCAAGAAAGGAGCUGCUGGAAAGAAAGUGAAAAGUUCUUCCAAAAGUAAAGUAGAAGUUUCAUCUGAACCUGUACUUGAGAAGGAAAAAAAUAUAUUUGUCAGAGAUGAAUCUCUCAAGGCCUGGAAGGAAGAGCAAGAGAGGCUGUUGGAGGAAGAACGCUUAAAAGAACUAAAAAAAGCAGAGAAGAAGGAAAAAUCUGAUGCAAAAAAGAAAGGCCAGGCUAAAGAGCCGCCCAUUCCUGAAGAAGGAAAAGGAUCUAAGAAAAAGGGUUCUAAGGAUAAAGCAGAAUCAUCCAAAUCAUCAGAGCUUGAAGAUCAGACCAAGUUGCAGAAACAGAGUAAACAAACGGUGCAUCCUUUGCCUGAAGAGAAAGACUAUGAGUUUCAUGGAUAUAAUAUGGGUGAGAAUCCCAUUCAAGUUUCAGGGACAAUCCAGUAUCUUUUCCCUACUGAUGGAGGGCAAAUCCAAGCAGAAAAAAUAAUGUUUGAAAAAGGGUCAACCUUAGUUAAAGUGAAGGUGAUAAAAGAUAAUCACAGUUUCUUCAUUCAUAUAAUAGAUCCUCAGAUAAGCCUAAUAGAAUGUAAAAAUGAAGAAGGAAGUUUGUGUUCCCCAGAAGAACAUGAGAUAAAGCCAGAAAAACUUAGUCAAGGAAAACCGCUGAGCAAAUUUGGAUCAUUUUCUGCAACCUUAGAAAAUGAAAUCCAUCUUUCCUUUAGUUGUUAUGGGGCUUCAGGAAAAGCAGCAGAAGAAACGGAUCCUUAUUUGGCAACUAUUCUGGCUAUCCCAUCAGUAAACGUGCCGACUUCGACUUUUCUUUCCUCGGCUUUUUCUUCCGGUGCAGUUCCUGCCACAGGAAAGGCAAAGCCAGGUAAAGAGAAAUCAGCCAAAUCCUUACCAUCUGCCAGAGUGAGUUCCCGUAUGACAGUAAACGUAUCACCUGAAGAAUCUCCAGUUCAAGAAGAGAAAAAGACAGAAAGAAAUGAGCCAAUCCAAACCCAAGCUGUUCCUGAAACCCGUGUUUUCAAUACUUUGAAUGUGUCUUCUCCCAACGGAUUGGUAGUUACCUUUAUUGGUCAAAAAUUCUCAGGUGAGGAAAAAGGAGAGAAAGACAAGAGCGAUGAUGAAGAAAGCAAAACAGAUGAGACUAAAUCAGGUGAUGUCAAGCUGGAAGAAAUCAAAACAGAGUACAGCAAAGAAAAGCAGACUCAACACGAGCCCCUAGCUAAAGACAAUGGAAACAAGACAAUCAAUGCCACAGCCAGUGUUGAAUCUGGAGCAGUUUUUACCAUCAGGAAUGAGACUGCCAGGGACAGCAAGUCUAAGAUGGAAACAGAGGAUAACUAUAUGGACGAGGAAUCUCCUUUUGAAAUAUUUAUUAGGCAGAGCUAUCCACAAAAAGUAAAACAGUCACAACUUCAUAAAACAGUGAAGAAACCAAUAGAGCAAGAAGUAUCCAGAGUAAUAACACGACAAGGGACUGUUGUAAAGUAUAUGAUAGAUGGAUCCACUCAGAUACUCUUUGCUGAUGGCACAGUGAUUAGGAGUCCAGAUUCUGGCCCUGUGAUCCCACCUCCACCUGCACCCAGCACACCUCAUACAGAGAUCACACCCACUCCGGAGACAACCAUCAAAAAAAGCAGAAAAAAUACUAAAGGUUUGCUUGCAGGAAAAAAUGAAACUAUUGAAACAAUUGCUGAAGAACCUGUGCCUGAACCUGAACAAUCUACUGAUGCCUUUGCUGGCACUUGGAUAACAACUACCCCAUUAGGCAUUCAGAUAGGUACCAAGGGAACCGAAAAGCUUGAUCUGAAACCACUCCUGUCUUACCAGGCCACUGAUCCAGUUAAUGGAACGAUAAUGCUAAUGAGAGAAGAUAAAGUAUUAAUGGUGGAGAAAACAGAUGGAUCCCGAAUAGUAGAUCAUGCUGAUGGCACCAGAAUAAGCACCCUCUUCCAGGACUGUGUAGAAAUUGUUUCUUCUAGUGAGAGCGAAGAAGCAGACAGUUACUCUCAAACUAUCACAAGGAAGGUGAAAUGCAUGCGUAUUGAAAACCCACACUUUGCAACAGUCCUAACAAACUCUGAGGACAGCACUUGUUGUGCCAUUUUUGCUGAUGGCACUUCAAUUAUAUCCAAGCCACAAGGAACAUACCAGAUUUUACCCGUAAACAAAGGUUCCCUCUUCAUCGAUGAAAAUUACUCUGCAGUUUACUCGCCAGAGGCAUUUGAAAAAAAUGAUAGUGAACUGAUAUCCAGUGAUGAGAACCAGCAUCUAGGGAAAUACAUUAUGAAACACAAUUCCAAGAUUGUCUGUGAGAUGACAGACAUCACAGGAAAUAUUUUCAAGGUCAUGGCUGAUGGUAGCACAUCUACAUUCAUUCCUUCUGUUGAUGUUGAAAGCAAAGUAAUUGAACCAACAGAAAUUCAGACUCCUGUGAUAUAUGGGGAACAUGCACCCAGAUUCUUCAUUGUCCAUGCGGAUGGCUCAGGAACUGAACUCCUCCGCACAAAAGAUACAGAAGAAUAUCUGUCAAUAGCAUACGGUCACCCUACCAUAACUGUUCUUCGGGAGGCAGUACAAGAAUGCCCAGGAAUCCUAAGCAUUACUGUUCUUUGCCCUUUGACUGAAGUAUCUCAAUGGAUAAUGAAAAAAGACUCUGACACUAUUGUUCCUUAUAAUCUCCAGUCCAGAGAUUGGGAAAACUUUCCUCCUGUUGAGAGAAAGACUCCUGGCCCUCCAUUUGGAAUGCAUGCAUGGAAAGGCCUAUGCAUUGAGUUCAAAGAAUUAGCAGUUUCUCCUGCACCUAUAAAAAAAUGUCCAAAUGUUCUCCAAAUUCGUCGCCUAAUCCAGUAUGAGCCAGUCAGUGAUGAAUUAAGAUACAAAUUGCAAUCUUCUGUCAAGGAAUACAUUGACAAAAUCAUUAAGCAAGAAGAUGAGAUGGAAGAAAGAAUGAUUAAAGAACCAAGAACAGAACAGGAAAAGAAAAAUGCAGCAGACCUUCUCAAGCUGGUUAUGUCUUUUCCCAGUCUUGAAGAAUCCUCAGACUUUUGCAGUAGAGCUGCUCCAAUAUCUGUACUGUAUGAGCAGGCAAUGAUAUCAAAGAUGCCGAGUUCAUCACAGGAAGUAUUGUCAAAGCAAACGGAAGAUUAUUGGAAAAAGAUGAGGAUGAGCCACAAUGAACCCAUGAAGAUUUCUGGCUGGCAGACCAAAUUAGCACAGGCCAGGCAGGAAAUUGAGGAUGGAAAGAAUUGUCUUAUGAGGUUGAGGUACAAAAUGAUCCCUCCCUAUUUCAAGUCUGAAUUUGGAAUGCAAUUUCUUCAAAAAGAGUUUCCAGAUAUUGAAGUUCUCUCAGGAAUGCUCCCUCCUUUUCCAGACAAAGAAACAAAGGAACUAUUGUCGGAUACAUUUACAGAAUCUUUUGAAAAUGAAACUGUUGGAGAGAGAGCAAAUGCAAGAGAAGGAAGUGAAAAUGGAGUCCAGAUCCGUCCAAAACUUCGAUCACUUCUUGUGGAUGUUACAGGAUCCCCAAGAAAAGAGAAAGUGAAAUUGCCUGCUUUGAUACAAAGAAACAAGCCACAAUCAGUACCAAGGCAAAAAAAUGUAGACCUUGUUUCUGGCAAAGUCCGCACAUGCUCUGUCACAGCACCUUCCCAGAAAAUGUCAGGAUUCCUUCUUAUCCCACCGAAGGUGACAUUUGGCAUUCUUAAGGAGGGCUGCACUUAUUCAACCACAGUGGCUUUGAAGAAUGUUGGAAUGGACUUCUGCAGGUUUCGGGUGAAACAACCACCACAUUCUACAGGAUUGAAAGUGAACUACACCCCAGGGCCUGUGGCUGCUGGACUGCAAACUGUACUGGAAAUAGAGAUUUUUGCCAUGGCUAUUGGAGUGGAAGGAGAUGAGGGCUUGGACAAACUUUCCCAUCAGAUUGAAAUUCAAACCGAAACCGAAAUACUAUUUCUUCCUGUGGAAGCAAAUAUCUUUCAGUACAAUGUCUAUGAUGAGAGACCAUCAAACUAUCCCAAGGGAAGGCAAGCCUCCAGUGUCCAGUUGAUUCCAGCAAAUCCAGCCUCUCAGUUUAGAGUAAUACUUCCUCACAAGCUUCCUCAUUAAUGUAAGCAAUUGUAUUUCUGUAUGGAAAGUCUGGGUUUCACCCUAUCAAAAUGAGACCUUAUGUGUGGCAAUUAAAUCACUAUUGGGAGGAAGUAGUAAGGAGCUUGGGAUGGUGGGGAAGGGCUAGUGGGUGUAGGUGGAGGGUAACCAAGAGACCGUUUGGGCUUAAGAGUCAUGAAUGGCAUUGAUAGGGACAGAUCCUAAAUGAGAGAAUUACAACACCAAAAUAUUCAAACAGUGAAAGAUAACAAAAUUUAAAAUGUGCAUAAAACCUAUUGGGACACUGUAUGCUACACAUGCUUUUUAAAUAGGUGGCUUGCAGAAUUCUAGGUGGACACAUUUCAAUGUACUGCUGGGGUAGGUGAUAUGCCUCU